Protopolystoma xenopodis is the source of this 345-nucleotide messenger RNA. Lineage: Eukaryota; Metazoa; Platyhelminthes; Monogenea; Polystomatidea; Polystomatidae. The record is from the annotation of a GenBank genome assembly.
ACUCGCAGCCAUAAUCAGUCACUUGAGGACCAAGAGCAUUUUCAGCGUUCAUCUUUGAUAAUACUAACUGUUUCGCAGGCCAGCCCUCGUAGCCGAACAGUCAUCCCACCUGAAAUGCCAGAUGCCUUAGCAAACUCGCAGAUUCCCGCUACUAGAACUACACUUGCUUUGCCACCUCAGGUAACCGCUGAUUGUUGCCUCGACAGAUAUUUGACAUCUACCAACAUUGGCACUACUUUGAAUCAGUCAGCUGUUAUUUCACAGGCACUUCUCAUACCCGUACCUGAGCUUUCCGCAUCAUCUGUUACUACAGAGGACUCAAGCACAUUUUGUAAGCCUGGGUAG